AUGGCGGGGAAGCUCUUGGGCGAGAAAGGAUCAGUGAGCGCGGAGAGCAGCAACAUGUUGGACUUCGACACGGCGGCAGCGGAGGCGGUGACGGAGGAGGAGCAGCCGGUGGAGCCGCUCGACAGCUUCGUGGAGCGCGCGCUCGUCAAGUCGCGCGCGCAGUACGACGCCAUGUACCGCCAGUCGCUGGACGAUCCCGAGGCCUUCUGGGGCGCCAUGUCGGCGCAAUACCACUGGGAGACUCCCUGGGAGGUGCUGCAAGAGGGCAACAUGGACGUGCGUCAAGGCGCGGUGGACAUCAGGUGGUUCGUGGGCGGCCGCACCAACCUCUGCUACAAUGCCGUGGACCGCCACGUGGCGGCGGGGCGCGGCGACAAGGUCGCCAUAUUUUGGGAGGGCAACGACCUGGGCGUGUCGGGCCAAUGGACGUACUCGCAGCUGCUGGCUCAGGUGUGCCGCAUCGCCAACUACCUGCGCAGCGUGGGCGUGCGCAAGGGCGACGUGGUCACCAUUUACCUGCCCAUGGUCCCCGAGCUCCCCGCCGCCAUGCUCGCGUGCGCGCGCAUCGGCGCGGUGCACUCGGUGGUGUUCGCGGGGUUCUCCGCGGAGGCGCUCGCGGGGCGCAUCGCGGACUCGGCAUCCCGCGUCGUGCUGACGGCGUCCGCCGUGAUGCGCGGGACGAAGCUGAUCGCGCUGAAGAAGAUCGUCGAUGAGGCCGUCGCGCAGUGCGGCGCCGCGCGCCUGGAGCCCAGCACGGUGCUCGUUUUCGAUAACGACCUCGCCAUGCAGCGCUCCCACGUGCCAUUCGAGCCGUUGCGCGACGUGUGGUGGCAGGACGCGGUGCGUCUCCAGCCCGACACGUGUCCCGUGGAGUGGAUGGAGAGCGAGGACCCGCUCUUCCUGCUCUACACGUCCGGCAGCACCGGCAAGCCCAAGGGCGUGCAGCACACCACGGGCGGCUACAUGGUCGGCGCGGGCACGAGCUUUAAAUACAUCUUCGACCACCACGACGAUGACGUGUAUUGGUGCACGGCGGACUGCGGGUGGAUCACGGGGCACACGUACCUGGCGUACGGGCCGCUGCUGAACGGGUCGUCUAUGGUGGUGUUCGAAGGCGUGCCCACGCACCCUGACGCCGGCCGCUGCUGGGACGUCGUUGAUAAGUACAAGGUGACUGUCUUCUACACGGCGCCCACUGCCAUCCGCGCCCUCAUGCGAUGCGGCGACCAGUGGCCUGGCAAGUACAGCAUGGCGUCUCUGCGCCUGUUGGGGAGUGUGGGCGAGCCCAUCAACCCCGAGGCAUGGCGCUGGUUCCACUCUGCAGUGGGAAGGGGGCGCUGCCCCAUCGUUGACACCUGGUGGCAAACAGAGACAGGCGCUAUCAUGCCCGGGUGCGCCACGCUGCCCUUCUUUGGCGUGGAGCCGGUGGUGCUGGACGAGCAGGGCAGGGAGAUAGCCACAGGCGAGGGCGAGGAGGCAGCAGGGCUGCUGUGCAUCAAGCGCCCGUGGCCCAGCAUGAUGCGCACUGUUGUGGGCGACCAUGCUCGCUACGAAACCAACUACUUUGCGCCCUUCCCGGCUCAUCACCUCUCUGCCACUGCUCUCCAGGCCUCCUUCACCCACGGCUACUACUUCUCCGGGGACGGCUGUCGCAGGGAUGCUGAUGGGUUCUACUGGAUCACAGGCCGGGUGGACGACGUCAUCAAUGUCAGUGGUCACCGCAUUGGGACAGCAGAGGUGGAGAGCGCGUUGGUGGCCCAUGACAUCUGCGCUGAGGCAGCAGUGGUGGGAUAUGAGCACCCCAUCAAGGGGCAGGGCAUAUACGCCUUUGUCACACUCAUGGAAGGGUAA
Molecule: messenger RNA, 1851 nt
Organism: Closterium sp. Naga37s-1
Lineage: Eukaryota; Viridiplantae; Streptophyta; Zygnematophyceae; Desmidiales; Closteriaceae
Source: the annotation of a GenBank genome assembly